AUGAGUUACACAACCGCUUUACAAAAAGAAGUAGUCCCAACGAAAGAACAAGCAGUCAUCCUCGACUCAGGUGAAGGUAUCCAGCUCCAAAGUUAUGCAAUUGCCAUCGGUACAAAGAUCGGUCCUCAAAAUAUAAGAUAUAUUUCUAGAAUUGCCAACAAUAGAAUUUGUGUGUAUCUUGCAACCAAGGAAAUUGCCGACCAACUUAUUGUGGUUCACAAAUAG
This is a messenger RNA of Cotesia congregata, 225 nucleotides long. The record is from the annotation of a GenBank genome assembly. Lineage: Eukaryota; Metazoa; Arthropoda; Insecta; Hymenoptera; Braconidae.